Messenger RNA from Dreissena polymorpha, 839 nucleotides. RefSeq lists its product as uncharacterized. The record is from RefSeq and is a predicted model, not a curated record. Gene Ontology annotation, molecular function: DNA binding. The transcript has 2 exons. Lineage: Eukaryota; Metazoa; Mollusca; Bivalvia; Myida; Dreissenidae. The coding region runs from base 79 to 681 and encodes 200 amino acids. Gene Ontology annotation, biological process: DNA recombination; DNA integration.
GCAUAUGCAGUUCCCGAACAACCUGACAGAGAUCCGGUGCAUCUCUACAAGCUAUAUGCCGACAAACGCCCUGUUGACAUGAUGACAGAAGACAGCCCCUUCUUCUUAACUCCUGGCAACAAGACACAGCAAUGCUGGUUCAGGAAGUCUGCCAUGGGAAUAAACAAGCUAUACAGCAUAAUGACUGAGAUGAAAACAGAUGCUGGUAUUCAAGAGCCAAGAAUCACCCCAUACAGUGCAAGAAAGCACUUGAUUCAGAAGCUGAAUGACGAGAAUGUUCCUGCUCAUCAAAUAAUACAGAUUUCAGGGCACAGAAAUAUUAACAGCUUAAAUAAUUACAGCAGUUUGAACAAGGAACAGUCAAAAAAUAUUUCAAAAAUACUUUCUCAUUCAAACCAGUCAGUUGAAAAGCACAACCGCACAGCCACUGCCACUGCGUCAGCCACACCUGCAUCAAGUGAUUUUCCGAUGGCCCGAGGAUUUUUUGUCAACUCACAUUUCCAGGGCAAUGUAACAUUUAAUUUUCACAACUCUGAAUCUUACAUGGGCCUUUCCCAGACACAGAACGUAGUCAAUCACCAGAGGCAAUCUCCAUCCCGUACACCGGCGGUAACCGCAGAUUCCCCUGUACAGCGACACUACAAGCGAAUCCGUCUUAUUGCAGAGAGUGACAGUGAUUGAUAUCGAAACCAUUUAGCACAAAAACACUGUUGAAAUAUGUUUGCGUUCCUAGUUUAAUCCAGUUAUGUGUUAUUAAUCCAGCAAGUCGUAAAAGUGUUGUUCAACAUGGCGAGCACUUUCGUAACUUUCAGAUCAGUUGAAUACACAAAUUACUACGC